This is a messenger RNA of Caenorhabditis elegans, 1423 nucleotides long. RefSeq lists its product as uncharacterized. NCBI's taxonomy places the organism in Eukaryota, Metazoa, Nematoda, Chromadorea, Rhabditida, Rhabditidae. The transcript is spliced from 6 exons. The record is from RefSeq and is marked reviewed. The coding region runs from base 3 to 1181 and encodes 392 amino acids.
AGAUGUCUGAAGAAGAUCAGUCAGCUCCGAAUGGUUCGGUACCUGGUCCGGACGCUAAGGCUUGGCCGGAACUUACAGUUGAUCUCGAACCCGAAGUGUGGAGAGCUUUGUAUCGAGAAAAACACGGUGAAAAAUUCCGAUGCUCAGUUGAAAUGCUCAUGGAACUUGAGGAAAUUUCGUGUGAAAUUGAGGCUGAACAGAAGCUUCUCGAUAUCCUUGUGAAAGUCACAUUCAUUGAAAGAAAUCUGUGUUUGAAUGGCCCACAAAGUGGAGAGAGUCUCUUCGAAAGUCUGGAAGAAGCUAGAUCGGAUGAGCAGCCACUGUUAUUCGCAACGGUCUCCGAUCUGACAUCAUUCUGUGACUCCAUGAAGCCAAUAUUCCAAACCGAGAAAGUGAAGGGUACACUUAUAUAUCGCAAUUCUGGAUAUCAAUCUCGUCGUUUCAUUCAAUACAUUCGUAGAAGACUUGAGCCUGGUGACGUCAUCGAUUCCACAACUUUUCGUCAAGUAAUUCAAGACUUUCAAGAGACAAUUGGCGUUCCUGAUUCUGUGAAGACUUUUGCAAAAAGUGAGCUGACGCUUGAUUUUACCUCUCUGCGUACUGUGGCGCGCAAUGUUCCAGGAUUUCGAUAUGAUAAAAGCCUAGAACGCCUCGAUUUGACACCAGAAGCUGAACAUCAUCUUCCACUCCAUUUGCCAAUUUUCACGGAAACUCUCGAUUUCAACAACCCGCAUAAACACGACUAUUCACGAGUAUUCUCUUGUUAUGUUAGAAACGAUUGCACCCAAUACCCAAAUCGAUUGAAGGGAACUGUCGUUUCUGAGACUGGGCUUGGAAUCGGUUUUAUGUGCUUCCAGGACAACAUGAAAGACUAUCUUGGCAAUGAUUUGGAAAAGGGCACAUUCAAUGCAGCCAAUUACAGAUUUCUCGCCGUAGAAGGAAACAUUAAUCCCAGCAACCUUUACGAACAAUUUGAAGUGUUCAAAGUGGUGAACAUUCCCUUCGGCUUUGACAACAAUCUUGUCACAACCGGGAACGAAACGAUCUACCGGGUGCAUUUCAAUUUGGAAAAAGUGGACUCAACGUUUGAAAAUGUGCAAACCGAACUUGAAGCUACUCUAAGACGUGUAGUUCACCGAACUCGGAAAUCGAAAGAAGACAACGAUAAUUCGGAUGAUUAAUGAGCCCGCGGACCAGAAGUUUUUCAUCAAUUACUCUAAUUUUUAACGUGCAUAAUGUUUUUCAUGAUCUCCCAUGUUGAAUGAAUUUAUUUUUGAAAAAGCUCACUUGCUCCUCAAUCACAAACCAUAUCUUAUUCUUCAUCCCAACCCCAUUGUUUUCCAUUGUUUUAUCAAUUUUUCACACAUAUCUUCAUUUAUUUAUUACGUUUUUUUUUUCCAAAAUAAACUGAGAAUCGCUGUUG